Molecule: messenger RNA, 3505 nt
Organism: Onychostruthus taczanowskii (white-rumped snowfinch)
Lineage: Eukaryota; Metazoa; Chordata; Aves; Passeriformes; Passeridae
Product: TLC domain-containing protein 5-like
Exons: 4
Coding region: 254-991 (245 amino acids)
Cellular component (GO): membrane
Source: RefSeq, a predicted model, not a curated record
CUCGAGUGAAAGACUCUGAACAAGACUGAAGUGCUUGCAGGGGUGUAGUGGAGUUGUCCUUUGAGUGUGAAGUGAUGGUACUCAAGCCUCCUCCAGCUGGUCAAUCCCUUUUGUCACAUCAGGAUUCUCCCUUCCUUAUCUGCUCUUGAGUCCGGACCUGGAGCACCAGGAUGUGAAUGGAGAUGCCUGCCCUGACACAGCCCGGGAGCUCUGCAGAAGUUCUGCUCACAGGUGUGAGGAGAGCUGGGACAGGAUGCUGUUCCCGCUGCCCCUGCGUGCAGCCUGCAGCCUGCUGGCCUGGUUCUGCCUCUACAAGUGGUUCUGCCGCCGCUACCGGCACCGGAACCUCGAGUGGAGCUGCAGGCUGGUCACGCUGACCCACGGCAUCCUGGCCACCUGUCUGUCUGCUUACAUCGGCUUCAUCGACGGCCCCUGGCCCCUGAGCCACCCAGGGUCGCCCAACACAACCCUUCAGGUGCACGGGCUGUGCCUCAGCUUGGGCUACUUCAUCUUCGACCUGUGUUGGUGCGUGUACUUCCAGACGGAGGGUGCCCUGAUGCUGGCCCACCACCUGGUGAGCAUCGUGGGCAUCGCCGCCUCCUUGGCCCUGGGCGAGUCGGCCGCGGACGUCAACGCCGUCAUCUUCGGCAGCGAGAUCACCAACCCGCUGCUGCAGGCCCGCUGGUUCCUCAAGGAGCUGGGCCGCUACCACACCUUCACGGGCGACCUGGUGGAUUUCCUCUUCGUGGUGCUCUUCACCGGCGUGCGCAUCGGCAUGGGGGCCUGGCUGAUGUACUGCGAGCUGGCCUCGCCCAGGCCGCGCUGGUACAUCAAGCUGGGAGGGGUCAUCAUGUACGUGGUGUCCUGGGUCUUCAUGGUCAGCAUCUGCCGCUUCGCCCGCAGGAAGAGCAUGAGGAAGUACCAGGCCUGGAGGAGCCGCAGGAGCCACGAGCUGGGCUGGAAAACCAACGGGCACCUCAAAAGCCGCUGAGUGGAGGCUGAGCGAAGAGUUCCUCGAGUUCGCGGGCUGGCAAGGAGGGGGAUCGUGCCUGAAAUGCCGCUGUUGGGAGAGGAGCCAACGCACGUUGGCGGUUCUGGAGCCAAGUUUAUCCCUGGCCUAACUCCACUGAAAUCCGUGGAGCUAUGCCACGGAUUCACUGGGUCUGCAGUGCUCGGCCUGGCAGAGGCUGGCGCGGUGUGCACGCAAGCACGGCCUGAACGAGGAGGGAAAGAAGGGCUAAUUUUAUAGACUAAGCAUGGCUAGUCCAGCAGCGCAGGUGUAAAUAGUGAUGUGUGUAGCCAGCUCCUUCAGGAUCUUGGAAGAGAGGAGGAGGUAACGCUAGGUCUCCGUGUCCAGUGUCCUGUGCAGUCUAGGCAGCUAGAGUGGCUCUCCAUGCUGGUAGAAGAAGUGUUCUAGUGUUGCAUCCAAGCUGGGAUUCCUGGCUCUUCCACCACCCCGUUGUGUGACCUUGGGCCAGUCUCACAACUCGAACUCUGUGCCUCAUUCCCCCUCUGUGACUUGGGGGUGAUGGAGCUGCUCCAUCUGUUACGCACUUUCAGAUUUUUACUUGAGAGGUGCUACAUGAAAAAAGUGAUGGUUGUUAGCUGCACUUGGUUCAUCAUUCCCGUGUUUCCCUCGGGAGAAACGACUUUGGUGGUCCAGCUAGAGCGAGACUCUAGAAAAAUCAGUAUUUUAGGUAGGUUGUUGUUUCCUACCCUUUCUAACUCCUUUUAAUAACUUGUUCAUUAACGUAUUGAUAACUUAUUUUCCGUAGUGUCCAGAAGCUCUAAUCAGCACUGCCUAAUUACAGGGUUAGGUGCUCUGUGAAUACACCCAAAGACACAGACCCAGAAGGGAAAAUUUUUCCUGAUUUUUCCCUCUUCUUCCCUGACUGUUAAAACUCCCCUACAAACACUGCUUUUAGCUCCUUGGGUAACCAGCACACUCCACUUUGAGAAGCCCCAUCAGGAUUUGCCAGUCAGGGGUUUUCUUGCUGAUGAUCCAAGCCCUGAUUUUGUCUCCAGAACACCAAAAUUCCCUCUGCUGUGCCCCAAAUCCAAACUGGGAUUUCUGGUUGCCCAGAAUCUGCCCUGUGGAAGCCACAGACUGACCCUGGCUCUCCUUCAUCUGAACUGAUGCCUUGAUCCCUGGGCUUUGAUUUCCCUCUGACUGUGUCUGAGUCACUUUAUAAAAGUGAAUAUUUAGAGGGUCAGAGAGAUUUAUUUUGCAGCUUAGUAAUUAAAGAAAUGAGAGGCCCAGAAUCUGGUCUUUUUAAAGCAAUAAUAAACCUGACUGUGAGAAAAAUAAACAUUAUUUAUCUGGUCACAUUUGUAGGGAAAAACCAUGCCCAGCUGGCAGCUUGUGGAGUUUAUUUCAUUGCAUGUCCUUAAGCUGUACCUUUAUUUUUGCUGUGAUUUUUAGCAUUUCCUUUGAGCCUCCAGUGCAGCUCAGGUGCCCCCUUUUGCUUGAGCCUUGCUUGCUGCAGCCAAAGACCCUGAAGAAGCCCCAAAAAAUCCCUUCAGAUGAGCAGAGCCAACUGAUGAGCUGGUCCUGGAGAGGAAACUUGACUCAUCCUGCACUAUCAAGCCUUGAAAGGAGACCAGAAGGGCUGGUUGGGGCUUGCUGGUUCUUUUCCCCAGCUCUGCUCCUCUGUUGAGCACAUCCAGGAGCCUUUUUGCCUCAACUUAACCCACUUUGGGAAGUGGGUCCAGUCUAACCUACCUCACAGGGUGUUUCCAUUUAGCACCAAGCCACCUUUGAUGGAUUCUGGGUGGUUUGUGUCAGGCUGUGCUGUGUAAAAGUUGCUUUGAGUGAAGCACUUGUUGCUGUGAGCCAUCAGCAGCGCUUUGUCACCCGAGCUGGGCGCUUCCCAGCAUCCCAAAAACAGGAGUGAGGUGUUUUGCAAAGGUGCUAAAGGGCAGGGGUCACAGGGAGUGAGCUGGACACGCUCACAAAGCCCAGCUGUGCUGCUGCAUCCUCACAACCAGCCCUGAGCUGAGGAAAAGGGGUCUGCUGGGCUUUCAGGAUUGCAGGAAUCCGGAGCCAAAAGGGUCUGAGCCACUGGCCUGAGCAGGGAACGAGGGCUUUCAGCUGCAGCUCCUGCAGAAAUGCAGGUGAAAACAGGCUGGUCCUUCCUGGGGAGCUGCUCAGUGCCCACCAUGAAGAGUUUCCAGAGCAGCCCUGGUGGUUUGAGCUUUGCUGAGGGUUGGGGUGCAGCUUUUUGGGGUCCCAGCCCUUACCUGGCCAGGAGGAUGAGGACGGCAGUGACUGCAGUAUCUGUGAAUCACCUGUUUGAAGAUAGUUUGAAAUAAAGUGGUUUGAGUGGUCCCAUUUUCUGAACGGGGGGGAAACUUGGUUGGAAGAAGGAGAGCACUGCUCAGCUCUGAGGCUUUAGAAAGUAAAAAAAAAAAAAACCCAAAAGGGCAAUUAGAAAUGGCUUUAUGAGGCAGAGCAAGGCCUCGUAGCCCAUUUAGUGGGCUCCAGCAUAGAAUCACAGACCCAAAA